Molecule: messenger RNA, 806 nt
Organism: Striga hermonthica
Lineage: Eukaryota; Viridiplantae; Streptophyta; Magnoliopsida; Lamiales; Orobanchaceae
Source: the annotation of a GenBank genome assembly
UUGUGCGAUACGCCCAGAGUACAGAACUCAGCUCGUCGACCCAUGCUCCCGAGCCUUUCUCCAACUUUGUCUUCAGCCCAUUCAGUAUAAUUCGAUUAGUUACCUCGACCUGACCGUUAGCUUGCGGAUGGGCCACGGAGGCAAAGUGUUGCCCGAUUUUCAUACUUUCACACCAUGCUCGAAUCCGCUUCCCAUUAAACUGAGUGCCGUUAUCGGAAAUCAACACUUUGGGUACACCAAAACGACAGCAAAUGUUGUUGUAUAUGAAUUUAAUUACUUUCUCUUCUCCUGCAACCUCCGCGGUUAUCACCAGAGCAUCGUUAUGCGGCAAGACCACCCCCUCGGCAUCCUCCGCUUUAAAACUUAUCACUGGCAUGCGGGCCGUAAUCCCCACCUCCUCUCUCUUCCUCUUCACCGCUCGAGCGUGCUCCUUCCUGGCCCUAUUCGAGUCACCAUCGGUUGGCCCACCGAAGAUCAUGUAAAUAGUUCCUCUCUUCAUCGGGGCCUCUCCUCCAUGUUCUCCCUUAUCAUCAUCUCUCCAUGGCUUCUUUCCUCGACCGCCUCGACCAUCUCCAUCCUCAUCUCUAUCGCUCCUUUCCUCCGAGUCUUCCCUACAUCUUCUCCUUCCUUUCCCCUUCACCCUAUCAUGAUAUACAAAUUCUUUCAAGUAACCUGCUCGAAUCAGCCUAUCGAUCUCAUCCUUCAGAUGUCUGCAAUUCUCCGUGGUGUGGCCAUAAUCUUUGUGAAAGCGGCAGUAAAUAUCCGACCUGGGUCGAAUUGGGCCUGUAAACCUCGUCUUUGGCCAA